This is a messenger RNA of Exophiala spinifera, 5124 nucleotides long. RefSeq lists its product as uncharacterized. Bases 1 to 5124 code for a protein of 1707 amino acids. The record is from RefSeq and is a predicted model, not a curated record. Gene Ontology annotation, molecular function: ADP binding; protein binding; catalytic activity. The transcript has 5 exons. NCBI's taxonomy places the organism in Eukaryota, Fungi, Ascomycota, Eurotiomycetes, Chaetothyriales, Herpotrichiellaceae. Gene Ontology annotation, biological process: nucleoside metabolic process.
AUGAACAAGCUCAUCGACGAGACGUUUCCAAUCCGUGCGACUACUCGGGUUUGCAGGCAGAGAUUUCGGGACUGCGCCAGUCAGCCCCUUCUAGCCCAGGGCCACUGGGCAGAAAACCGCCUCAGUGAAUUCAACCGGUGGGAUUCCGGAGUUGGUGCCAGCGCAAACAAUUCAAACAGUCUGGAUAAGCGUUUAGAGCGUAACUUAUCAGCACACAAGGUCGUCCUCGGCGCACUGGCUGUUCUUGCAGUAUGGAUAACAAAGUGCAGCGAGCUGGCAGAAGGCACCACAUCAGUCACAUCACCUACCGAUUCACUUAGCCAUCGACCCGCUCAAGCCUCCGCUUUAAGCAGUGAACCAAAUACAGAAAGAUCUGAAACAUCGACUUUGAGCGAAGCUAAGGGGAAGGUUGAAGGCUUACUCAAGAGUCUCGCUGACCUAGCGAUCGCAAUAAGAAGGGCUGGGACAGUGUCUCGCCUGAGAAGAGCAGAUCGCACAUUUGACGGUCACAAGGAUAAGUAUCAAGAACUUUCGGAGCAUCUUGAAUUCAUUCUGAGGGUUUCUGAGUUUCCUCGAUUUAUUCAACCUACGUCAAGUGAAACCUCGGCUGGUGAUGACACCGGUGAAAUUGAUGUCAGGUCAGCACUCAUUCAAUUACGAGGGCGCGAUGCCUCCUUGCGUAUUGAGCAGCAGAUACUUGUCCUUGCCAACCUAAAACGACACCACCGUUUCCUUUUCUACAGGGGCCGUCAGAAGCAGUUACUGCCAGAGCAGCCGCCGAAGGGACAGAGUCUACCUUUUCAGUUGAGGUCGCCGCUCCCUGACCCCUCGCUUCGUCCUCAUCACAUUGAGGAGCGAGCCGAGAUACCGUCACAAGUCUCUACAGAUGCACAUGUUCGUGUUCCACCUGCCCAAUCCCAGCAGUAUUCUGUGGGUACCACAAAUAAGGCAUCCGAUUAUGCACCCAGCUUAUCAUUAGAGAAAGACGUCCAGGUGACACAGCCUAAGGUAGCAGCAACGACAAUUGCUCUUCGUGCUGACUAUCCCAAACCACCGAGAGACAAUACUAAGUGUCCCUACUGCUUGAUACCCCUGGAGAGUGAAGCUGAAGAUUUAAGCCAGUGGAAGAAACAUGCCUCGGAAGAUCUUCAGCCCUAUACGUGUUAUCUACCGAUAUGCCCACAAGAUCAUCCUUUUUUCUCUACAUUUGGUGCUUGGAAAGCACACGUCACAUCAAACGAACAUCGACAGUUUGAAGGAUGGACCUGUCUACUUUGCAACUUUUCGUCGAAACCAACAGAAGAAUCAGCCUUCCUGGACCACAUUCGCGAUGAUCACGCUAACGCUAUUGCGGAAGAAGCUAUGAUAGAUUUCGCGACCAUGUGCCGUCGAUACAAUGUUCCCACUUUGGACCGGUGUCCGGUAUGCUCAACACUUGAGAAGGAUUGGGGGGUUCGAAAAUCCAAAGAUCGCAACUUUGAUCGAGAUGCCACUUCAUUUUUGGAACAUCUAGGCCAGUGUCUACACUCUUUCUCUUUGAGGGUGCUCCCAGAGACUGAGCCGGAAAAGGCCAAUAAUGAGACUGGUCAAAAAUUAACUGAGGUUUCGCACUUUGAAGACCGAUCAUGGCCGUCGGGCUCUUUGCGUGUUUCACAUCAUACAGACGGUGGACUGACAGAAACUGAUUUGGCAGUGUUCUCGGAAGUCAAAUCGAACAACCAGGUUGACAAUCUUGUGAGCAUACAAACUUGGCUGGCACUCUUGGAAGAGACAUCCUUCGAAGAGGAAAAGGCCGCAGCACACGAAAGCCAGAUCGAACUCACCCCACAACAGAAGCGUUCAUUGAUGUUUUUUAGCUUCGCCGAUAAGAUCUUGCAUGAUAUGGCCAAGGCCGAUGAGGUGUUCAUGGAUGCGGCCAGGCUAGACACGCCGAGUUCACGCGAAGAGUACAGGAUAGCUUGUUUCUGCUCGACGGAGGUGGAACUACGAGCAGCAUGGGAAAUGCUCGAAGAGCGACACCCGCCCCUUCCGACCAAUCAAAACCGCAUAGACUAUGCCUUGGGGAAGCUGGGAGGACAUAACGUCGUUAUAGUGUCGCUGCCUAGUACUCCCUCACUUCGGCCCACAGAACUGUCAGAAGAAUUUCCCGCUCUUCGUUUCUACUUCUUCGUGGGAUUAGCCGGAGGUGUACCACGCGGGAAGAAUGGAGAUGAUAUUCGACUUGGCGAUGUGGUUAUCGCCUAUCCGGUUGGCACCUCCUCCGGGGUUGUGAAAUUGGUCUUGGGCGACAACUCGACCAGAGUUCAGCGAGUGUUGCGGCCACUGCCAGCCGUACUCCGACAAAACAUCGAACUAUUGGCCGGCGACUCCCUUAGAAUGGGUUCACGAGUUUCAAAGAUCUUGUCCGAGAUGGUGCAAAAACGUCCUGAAAUGGAGGGCGAAUACUCCUUCCCUGGUCUUUCACAUGAUCGGCUGUUUCAAGCCGAUUAUCCUCAUUCCGGUGCUGGAGAUUGCCAAAACUGUGACAAGAACAAGAUUAUUGAGAGGCACGAACGCCGACUUCGAAGCCCUAUGCUUCAUUACGGCACCAUUGGCUUGACUAGUCAUCUUCUUGAGGAUGCUAUCCGGCGAGACAGCGUGACCCAGUUAGCCGACGUCAAGUGUAUAGGAAUGGACACAGGGUGGCAACUGAUCAAAUUCCCUACAGCCCUGGUCAUAUGUGGCAUAAGCGACUAUGCAGACUCGCACAAGAAUGCCAGGUGGCAGCCGUAUGCGGCAGCUUCUGCAGUUGCAUAUCUGAAAGAACUUCUAUCUAUAAUUUCGCCUGCGAUGGUAGAAUAUUCUCUUGUAGUCGCUGAUGUUCUCUUCCUCUUUCUGACGUUCGAAAUAGGACUGUGUCUCUUCGACGCCCCGAUGUUGGAGGACCGUUUCCGUGUUAAUCGUCGGAGCGAGAUCGAGCAGAUCGCAAACUUACUAAAGCAUGAAACGACCCCACUGAGUCCAAAGUACCUUGCUGUUGCAGGGCCCGAGGGCACCGGCAAGACCCAGCUGGCCAUUGCGUAUGCCGAACGAUACCAGCAACGUUACACAUCCAUCCUCUGGCUGGAUGCUAGCUCUGAACAAAGACUUGGACUCAGCAUUCGUCGUUGCGUGGACCUUAUCCUUUCUCGAGGCGCUACAAAUAACAUGAACGAACCUGAAAUCCGCAACUGUUUUUUUGAAUGGCUUGAGAGAAGCGAUAACGGCCGGUGGCUACUCAUAUUCGAUGACUACAAGGACGACCUAUUCUACGGAGCUCAACUCGUGUCAUACUUUCAAGGUGUCGCACAUGGCUCCAUCCUCGUCACCGCCCGGAACCAAGAACAGGGGAUUGGGCAGUCCAUCCUACUGCGCUCAAUGGGGAGCGAAGAUGAGGGUGCCAAAGUUCUGUUAAGAAGAGGCGCUUUCGCAGGUAUUAAAAUCUGCCCCAUUACUGUGCACUAUGGGUCUCUAGAAGUUGCCCGGGCGGUUAGAGUGCUCGGCGGGCGCCUUUUCUGUCUUGCCAUAGCUGGGGCCUUCGUUUCUCAGGCCUAUUUGACCUUCAGUUUGUAUUCCAAUUUAGUUCAAGAGCGGCUGGGCGUUCACCGUAGAUACCCGGCGAAUAUUGCAAACCGCACGAUUGCCGUUCUGGAUAUUUCAUUCGAAUACAUGCAAAAAAGAUUUCCGCAUGCUGCACAGUUGAUCAGCUUUUUCGGUUACCUUGAUCGGCACGAUAUCUGGUUUGAACUUUUACAAAGUUGCCGACACCACGAUCAACCACAGUGGUUUAGCGAACUAGUCAAUGACAGAUCUAGGUUCGGGGAAGCGAUGCGAAGCCUCAUACAAUUUGGUCUGGUAGAGAUGAGUCAUCAAACUGGCUCGUAUAGUCUGCACUCAUGUGUAUACGACUGGGUCCUGAAUAAGCUCAACAGAGAGAUUGACGAGCAACAAUACUGGCUCGCUCUCGACUGUGUUGUCAGCUCCCGUGCGGACGUAUGGUUGACCACUUACCACGAGCGGCUGAUCAGUCAUGCUACAUGGCUCGCACAUGACAGAUUUCAGGUUCUGAUAAAGCAUGCACCGAGGGAGAGUAUCAAAAUGGCAAAGAAAGUGUAUCUCACAGUACUCAGUAGUUAUGAAACGAUGCUACCUGGGGUCUGGGACGAUCCAGAAAACGCUCGUGUUACGCGACGCCUUGUUGAGCUGUACUCUAAUCAAAACAAAGUGCACGCAGCUGGAGAGAUAUAUGAACGAGCGCUUCGUUGGUACGCAAACACGCUCGGAGAACACCAUCCGGAGUCGCUGUCUGCAAUGUCGGAUUACGGCUCGUUUUGUCUUGACCACGACCAGCUCGAAAGAGCGGAAGGGCUCUUCCGGAAAGUCCUUGUUGGGUACGAGAAGACGCGAGGACCAGACGACCUGUCAACUCUUGAUUCCAUGAAAUCUCUCGCCAGCAUUUGCAACCGCCGAUCCAAGUACAACGAAGCAAAAGAAAUGUAUCAAAAAGCUCUCUCCGGCUACGAGAAGACGCUAGGAGCGCACCACGCGGCAACACUUUUAACAAUGUUAGAUCUCGCCAAAAUUUGUCGUGAUAUGGACGAGCUAGAUGAAGGAGAAGCGCUCUGCACACAAGCCAUUCUUGCUCUUGAGAAGACGCAAGGCGAAGAGAGCCCGCAAACCAUUCCUGUGAUGACAUUGUUGGGCGAUAUAUAUCGCGAGCAAGGUGAUACGGAUCUGGCCGCGGGGAUGUAUUGGCAAACUUUUGCUCUGUCUGGAAAGGCCCUAGGGCCUGAUCACCCAUCAACACUGUCGGUGAGAGUGGCACUCGGCAACAUUCUCUUUGGUCAAAAUAAUCUUGACCAAGCCGAGGAGAUGUAUUCAUCUGCCCUCAAGGGAUACGAGAAGACCCACGGAGCAGCUGCUCGGACAACUCUCGACGCGGUUUUGAAGUUAAGCAUGGUAUAUCGUGGGCAGAAAAGGAUUAAAGAAGCGUGUGAAAUGGCCCGGCGUGCUCUAGAGGGCUAUGAGAAGAUUUUGGGCCCUGAAGCGGCUGAGACUCGAGAGAUUGCAAGUGUUUUGAAAGACUUAACAUUGACGGUAACAUAG